AUGGAGCGCGUUUCGUCGGCCGCUUCAAGGGCCCUCUUUCCCAAAGGGCCCAGCUUCACUCUCGACGACUUUUCUAGUAAGGACUUUAUUGUCCGCGAUUUUGUGGACACGUUGGCUGAGACGGCUGUACCGUCCAAUCGCCGGUCUGGGGCGGCGGCACAGCAGGCAUUCGACCCGAAACCGUUGAUCCGGACGUUUGAGAAUGCACUCUCCCAACUCGGUUCCCUGUCCGAGGAGCUCCAGGAAAAAGAGUCAGACAUUUUGUCGCAGGUGCGCCGCGCGGAGAUCCAACACGACCAGACCCUCGACACCCUCGGCAGCAAGCUCGACCAGUCCAUGACGCAGUUUGAGGCGCUGGACCUGAGCCUGAACAACCCUGGAGAGGCAGAAAAUGGGUCGACCGAGCGGGGUAGCCGGCAAGGGCCCGACACGGGCGGUGGCAACAUUGCCGUGCAGAUUGGCGAGAAGCUCGAGGAGCUGGACCGCAAGCGGAGGCGCGCGCUGGACGCCACCUUCCUCGUGCAGUGCUGGACAGAGCUGUGCGAGACGGGGCAGUUGACGCCGCUCGAAGAUAUCCAGCGGCAGGGUGGUGCUGAGAACAAAGUGCGCUGUGCCGUGAUUUCAAGGCAGCUGAUGCGCAUCAGCCAGCGGCUGGACCCGGCAUCGUGGGCCGAGACGAAAGGCGGGCGCGGGGCCAACGGCACAAACGGAGUCAAUGGCACAAACGGAACGAGCAAUUUGACAAACGGCAGUGGUACGAACGGUGCGGGCGGCGGUGGCGGCGGCGGCCAAACACACAAUACACGCGAGGCCCUCGAAAAAUUCUCGGAGACAUUGGAGCAGGAUCUGCUGAAGCAGUUCAACAACAGCUACCGGCGGCAGAACUUUGACGAUAUGCUGGAGUGCGCCAAGGUGCUGCACGACUUCAACGGCGGCACUAGCGUCAUCGCCGCGUUUGUCAACCAGCACCAGUUCUUUAUUGACAGGGACCAGCUCCUGACGGACGAGGUCACGACCGACGGCGAGACAUGGAACCAGUUGGCCGACCCUGACGCCGACCCACCAGGUGUUGAGCCGAGCCUGCAGUCUUUGAUUGACGAAGUCCGCAUCAUCAUGCAGGAGGAGUCGUUUAUCAUCAAGCGGGCCUUCCCCUACUACGAGACGGUUCUGAUCAAGUUUAUCCAGCGCGUCUUCCAGCAGUCCAUCCAGCAGCGCCUGGAAAUGGUGCUCGAGAAAGCGAGCACCGUCUCUAUGCUUGCUUAUCUCCGGUCCCUGCACGCGUCGCGGAGCUACAUCGGCGCGCUUGUGGAAGACCUCAAGACCCACGGCCUGACCGAGCACCCAGAGCCCUGCUCCAGCCAGAUUGCGCAGACUCUGGACCAGCAGGUCGAGGAGCUGUUUGUCCCGUACUUGGUGGGCAGCUCCUACAUUGAAAAGGAGCGGAGGAGCUUGGAGGAGAUGUACAACUCGCUACUCUUCAAGUUUACGCUGUACCACUCGCGGCGACCCAAGGCUACGCGCGCGGGCUUCAUGGGCAAGAUUGCCCAGCAGGGCACGCAGCUGCUGGCUUCGGCCAAGGACGCCUAUAUGGAGCGACUGGAGUCGUCCGACCUGACGCCCACCCAGAAGACCAUGAUGUUGCGCGUCGCUGGCAUCCAGGACACGGACAAGAAGAACGAAAUUGAGGUCUCUGACGACGACGGCGUGCUCAGCACGGCCAGCGCCAAGCGCAUGAUGAAAUGGCUGGCCGAGAGCGUGCGCCGGACGUUGGAGCUGGGCAGCGCCGCUGAGACGCCCAAGGACGUCAACGUGCUGCUGGGCCUGCUGAUGAUGGCCAUGGGCCGCGUGUACGUGGAGACGGCACUCGACGCUGCGCUGGACGUGGCGACGUCGCAGGAAAAUGUCAAGACGGAGCCCGACCUGAGUUAUCUGCCGUCGGUGCGGCCUGCCGUGACAAUUACGAGCAUCAUGGCACGCUUCAUCCAGACGGUGCUUAUCCGGCUGGCCGACUCGAACCCAACAGUGCGUCGCAACAUGGAGGCGCAGACGCGCGUGGGCAUCGACUCCAUCGAGAAGAAGACCAACAGCAUUCUCAAGACGACGGUGGACGUGGUCGUCAACUCGGUGUCCAAGACGCUGGCCACACAAAAGCGGACCGACUUUCGGCCGCGCGAUAACGAUUUGGAGAGCCUUGUGGACACGCUGCAGACGCCGACGUGCCUCGCCAUCUGCACGUUCCUCGACAAGGUGGCCACGCUGGCGACGCAGUCCAUCGAUGGGCGCAACCUCGACAUGUUUAGCAGUGAGCUGGCCAUGGCGCUGUUCCGGCUCCUAUUUGAGCACUUUAAGAAGUUUGCCGUCAACGCCACGGGCGGCCUGAUGGUCACCAAGGACAUUGCCAAGUACGUGUCGACUUUGAAAGCCUGGCCGCUCAGCCGCGACGGCGAGGCCACGAUCGAGGUCCUCACUGAGGUGGGCUACCUGUUUAUCAUUGGCCCCGAGGCUCUGCGCGAGCGCUCGCGCAACCUGACCACGGCGGCGGGCACGGGCGUCAGCGGCAAGAAGCUGCAGAAGGCCGACUUCAAGGCAUUCGUGCAACGCCGCGAAGACGCCAGCAGCGUGGGUGUACAGAGCGUGCUGGCCGGGCUGUGA
Messenger RNA from Sporothrix brasiliensis 5110, 2652 nucleotides. RefSeq lists its product as uncharacterized. Gene Ontology annotation, biological process: exocytosis; Golgi to plasma membrane transport. Bases 1 to 2652 code for a protein of 883 amino acids. Gene Ontology annotation, cellular component: cytoplasm; exocyst. The transcript has 2 exons. NCBI's taxonomy places the organism in Eukaryota, Fungi, Ascomycota, Sordariomycetes, Ophiostomatales, Ophiostomataceae. The record is from RefSeq and is a predicted model, not a curated record.